Molecule: messenger RNA, 4069 nt
Organism: Mizuhopecten yessoensis (Yesso scallop)
Lineage: Eukaryota; Metazoa; Mollusca; Bivalvia; Pectinida; Pectinidae
Product: neuroendocrine convertase 2-like
Exons: 13
Coding region: 197-2197 (666 amino acids)
Biological process (GO): protein processing
Cellular component (GO): Golgi membrane; trans-Golgi network
Molecular function (GO): serine-type endopeptidase activity
Source: RefSeq, a predicted model, not a curated record
CCAUAAUGAGGCCCUCAUUAGAGAAACAGUGGUGACAGAGGGAGAGGGUUGUCAUUCUGUGUGGCAUUCUUUUGGUAGAUUUAAGAGAUUUGUAAAUACUGUUAGGUAUAGAAAGUGAAAUACGGUAACAUAACAGACGACAGCGAUUUAGUAGAGAAGAGGAAGUCAGGAAUUUUUAAGGCAGGCUAAGCUUGAAAUGCCAAAUCUAGGAUCAUGGUUUGGUAGGAUAUUGUUGUUUUCGGCUGGCCUGUUCGUGUGUUUGCUCUCUCCAACUUCAUGUAGCAAAGAGGACGUGACUACGAAUCACUGGCUUGUGGAAUUUCGCGACGAUGUGGGACCGGAAGACGCCAUGAUGGUGGCAAAAAGGACUGGAUUCACCUUCGUAGCACCGAUGCUUGGAUCUUCUCGGGAAUUCCAUUUUAUGCACAAUGCUGUGCCAAGUGUUCGUAUGAGGAGAAGUGUGCUUCACACACGGUUACUGAAAUCACAUCCAAUGGUGAGGCGAGCAGUACAACAACUGGGCUAUGUACGAUCCAAACGAGGCUACAAACCUUUAAAGGGAAUACCUGUAUCUGAAAUCAAACUACAGGCCCCGGAUAUAGAACAUUACUUACUCAAUCACGAUCUCACUGCGCAAAACGUCGAACAGUCGGGAAAUUCUGAGCCAACACCCAAUGAUCCUUUGUUUGCGAAAGAAUGGUACCUGAAAAAUACAGGCCAAUCUGGAGGAAUUCUGGGUUUGGACUUGAACGUGGAGAAGGCAUGGGCCAUGGGCUAUACAGGAAAGAAAGUCACCACCGCCAUCAUGGACGACGGUAUUGAUUAUUUACACGAGGAUCUGAGACACAAUUACAACGCCGCAGCCAGUUAUGAUUUCAGCAGUAACGACCCAUACCCGUAUCCACGUUAUACAGACACGUGGUUCAAUAGCCACGGGACACGCUGUGCCGGAGAGGUGUCAGCCGCCCGGGACAACAAGGUCUGUGGAGUGGGCGUGGCUUAUGAUUCCAAAGUGGCGGGGCUACGGAUGCUAGACCAGCCGUUCAUGACGGAUUUGAUCGAGGCAAACGCCAUGGGACACAUGCCCAAUGAUAUCGACAUUUACAGCGCCUCCUGGGGGCCAACGGAUGACGGCAAGACAGUAGAUGGGCCGCGCAAUAUGACGAUGAGAGCGAUUGUGCAUGGCGUCAACGAGGGACGCCGAGGACUCGGAAACAUCUAUGUUUGGGCUUCCGGUGAUGGCGGCGCGGAUGACGACUGUAACUGUGACGGUUAUGCGGCUAGCAUGUGGACUAUUUCCAUCAAUUCUGCCACCAAUGACGGCCAAACUGCCGGAUAUGAUGAAUCGUGUUCCUCUACCCUCGCCUCUACGUUCAGUAACGGGAAAAGUACACUUCGCGACGCUGGUGUGGCUACUACGGAUCUGUACAACAACUGUACCACCACCCACUCCGGAACGUCAGCUGCGGCUCCCGAGGCUGCUGGAGUCUUCGCUCUUGCUUUAGAGGCAAACCGUAACCUGACCUGGAGAGACAUGCAGCACCUGACUGUCCUCACCUCCAAGAGAAACAAGUUAUUCGACCCGUACCAGAAACAUCACUGGAAGUAUAACGGCGCCGGGUUAUUGUUUAACCACUUGUUCGGAUACGGAGUGUUGGACGCCGCAGCCAUGGUGGAUCUUGCCAGCCAGUGGAAACCACUUCCGGAACGCUUUCACUGCACCGGAGGCAGUGUCACCAAGGAAAUGAAGUUCGCCACCAACCAGCCAAUCAAGAUGCAUAUUGACACGGACGCUUGUCACGGGAGUGAUAACGAGAUUAACUACCUAGAGCACGUGCAGGCAUUCGUCACGCUCAAGUCCACAUACAGAGGAAAUGUCGUCAUCUUCAUUACGUCACCAAUGAAUACUACCUCGAUGAUACUCAGCCAGAGACCUAACGAUGAUGACCACAAGAAUGGUUUCACUCGCUGGCCCUUCAUGACUACCCACACCUGGGCCGAAAACCCUCAUGGACGCUGGAAGCUCGAAAUCACACUGGUUCCCGGCAAGAACACCAAUGUGGACACGGGAACGUUCUUUGAGUGGACACUUAUUUUCCACGGAACUCGCAGCGCCCCCUACAAAAACCAGGUUGAGGAUGAGAUGAAUCACGGGAAGUUGUUCAAGGUCAAAAGAAUUCACCAGCAGAAAGCCUGAGGAUCGUGCCACAACAAAGGCACAAAGCUCAUCAAUAAAGUUAAAUUCUAAAAGUAUUAUAAUAAAUUUUCAAAACUUUUCUUUAAAAAAUGUAAAAUAUAAUAAAAAUAUUCUAAAUUAUAAUUUAAUAUAAGCAAUUGAACUUUGAUGAAUAAUGGGGGUUUUCCCCCAUUCGGAAUUAAUGUAAAAGCAUUAUAAUUUUGAAUCAAAUGAUUGAAUAUUAAUAUAUUAAAGAAAAAUAUGGAUGAUAUUUAAAAAAAAAGAAAUAACAAAACUAUUUCUUUUUCAUACACUAAGCACUUAUUGGUUCUCGAAGCAACUAGAAUGGAUAUAUAUAUUUUUAUAUAAAUUGUGUAAAGUAUGCAAUUAUUUUGAAAGUUAUAUUAAAAAGAUUGAAUCGCUUCGAGAACCAAUAUUUGCUUAGUGACGUCAUAAAUGACGUUAUAUGGAUAUGCAUUCCAGAAUGAAAUUUCCUUUGAUUUCAAUCGAUGGAAAAUGAUAGGAAGCGCAUCCUAACGUAACAAAUGUUUACACGUCGACAAGAUUAAGAUUUGUACCGAGACACCGUAUCUAAUAGCGACGAAAUUUAAAUACCGAAAACACGAAUAAAUAAUCUGCCAGUGCAUUUUUGCAGUCUUCCACACCACUUACGUCAGACUUCCUUUGUAGCAUGGGUGGCUAUCUGGACAUACUCAUUAUAGGGCGGGUUCCAUGUCUUCUGUGGUUUGGUACGAGUGUACUACUGUAAACAAGGAGACAAGCAUUAAUCCAUUAGUUGGUACACUUGAGUAGUAUUUUUAUGGCUUUUCGGUACACUACGGUAGUUAUUGUUAUGGCUUUUCGGUACACUACGGUAGUUAUUGUUAUAGCUUUUAGGUACACUACGGUAGUUAUUGUUUAGACUAAUCGGGUACACUGAGGUAGAUAUUGUUUCGAUUAUUCGGUACACUACGGUAGUUAUUUACGGUAGUUAUUGUUUAGACUAUUUGGUACACUACGGUAGUUAUUGUUUAGACUAUUAGGUACACUACGAUAGUUAUUGUUUAGACUAUUCGGUACACUACGGUAGUUAUUGUUUAGACUAUUCGGUACACCACAAACUUUAUUGUUAAGACUUUUCGGAACACCAAGGUGUUUAUUGUUAAAACUAUUCGGUAUAUACGGCAGUUAUUGUUUACGCCAGCUCAUGUAUCCAGGUUGUGGCCCUGUGAUUUCACGUCUGUUAUAGGCACUCGUACUGUCUGAUGCAUGGUGAAUUUCUCCUGUACAAAUUUUCCGUUAUCUAUAAAUAUUUCCCGUACAAAUAGUUUAUAAAUAGGGCUAUAAUUCAUCAUGAUCUUCCAUUCCUGUUAGUAAACUAAACGCUAAUUUAUCAUGAUCGUGUAGCUGUUAUAUCCACGGCUUACAUCGUGUAGCUAACAUAAUCACAUCACCAUGACGUCACGACCAAUGUUCACGUCAAUGAGACAGUAUUUGUGACAGACGACAGGGCCGCAACCAUGCAAACGAUCUGUCCUUGGUGAACGGGGUUCAGCAUGACAAAGGACUUGCAUUUUCAUUUCAGUAGAUUUAGACUGUGGUUUCGAAAUGAAAUUCGCAAAUUUGCAAUAGUACAAUAAUCACUGAGAUUGACGUAAUUAAUUACAAAUCUGAUACAUAAAUAAUUCAGUAAGACAGGCGCCACCUAAGUUAUCCUCACCCCUCACAGAUCGAAGUCAGGGGUUGGCAUGAUUCGGGUGGCUGAAGUACACAGCGUAACGUCAACGACAUGCUUACCUAAGUAAUGCUUAAGUUGCAAGCAGAAGAACAUUUAGUUUAGUGCAAUGUUUAGUAUUAAAAAGAGAAAAAUCCUUACUAAGAUAAGUCCCUUAC